AUGCCCGCUGAUACCGUUGGAAAGACCAUCACCUGCAAGGCGGCCGUCGCCUGGGAGGCCGGCAAAGACCUUUCGAUCGAGGACGUCGAGGUUUUACCUCCAAGGGCUCACGAAGUCCGCAUUGAAAUAUACUACACCGGCGUGUGUCACACUGAGAUAGAUGCCUACACGCUAUCAGGCAAGGAUCCGGAGGGGGCCUUCCCUGUUAUCCUGGGACAUGAGGGUGCUGGUGUGGUGGAAUCUGUGGGAGAAGGCGUGACCAAUGUCAAGCCUGGUGACCACGUCGUCGCUCUUUACACUCCGGAGUGCAAAGAAUGCAAGUUCUGCAUCUCUGGCAAGACCAACUUGUGCGGGAAGAUUCGGGCAACACAGGGCAGGGGUGUGAUGCCAGACGGAACAUCCCGAUUCAAGGUCAAGGGUCAAGACAUUCUGCACUUCAUGGGCACAUCUACCUUCUCCCAGUACACUGUUGUCGCUGAUAUCUCGGUUGUGGCCCUCACCGAUAAGGCGCCCAUGGACAAGACAUGUCUGUUGGGUUGCGGAAUCACCACCGGCUAUGGAGCAGCUGUGAUCACGGCCAACGUCGAGAAAGGUUCGAACGUGGCCGUAUUUGGCGCAGGCUGCGUCGGUCUAUCGGUCAUCCAAGGCGCCGUCAAGAACGGAGCAGGUAGGAUCAUCGUCGUGGACGUGAACGACAAGAAGAAGCAAUGGGCGGAGCAGUUCGGAGCCACUGAAUUCGUCAACCCUACCAAGCUCAAUGGCCAAAGCAUCCAGGAGAAAUUGGUCGAAAUGACGGAUGGCGGUCUAGACUACACCUUUGACUGCACGGGCAAUGUGCAAGUCAUGAGGGCUGCCCUGGAGGCUUGCCACAAGGGUUGGGGUCAAUCCAUCAUCAUUGGUGUCGCCCCUGCCGGCGCUGAGAUCUCCACGAGACCUUUCCAACUUGUCACUGGUCGUGUCUGGCGAGGUUGCGCCUUCGGUGGCGUCAAGGGUCGCACUCAGCUUCCAGGACUUGUGCAGGACUAUCUCGAUGGAAAGCUGAAAGUGGAUGAAUUCAUCACGCAUCGUCAGCAACUUGCGAAGAUUAAUGAGGCUUUCCACGACAUGCAUGCUGGAGACUGCAUCCGCUGCGUGGUCGACAUGCGAGCCGGGAAUUGA
This is a messenger RNA of Capronia epimyces CBS 606.96, 1158 nucleotides long. Its product is annotated as S-(hydroxymethyl)glutathione dehydrogenase. The record is from RefSeq and is a predicted model, not a curated record. Gene Ontology annotation, molecular function: zinc ion binding; S-(hydroxymethyl)glutathione dehydrogenase [NAD(P)+] activity. Bases 1 to 1158 code for a protein of 385 amino acids. Lineage: Eukaryota; Fungi; Ascomycota; Eurotiomycetes; Chaetothyriales; Herpotrichiellaceae. Gene Ontology annotation, biological process: formaldehyde catabolic process. Gene Ontology annotation, cellular component: cytosol. The transcript has 8 exons.